AUGUUGUUGCCGAUUACAAUAGUGGCUCUCCUUGUGCUGAUCUCCUCCAUAAAUGGCUCAGAAACUCCACUGGACGAGAAAGAAACUUUCAAGACGCUCAACAGUAUGUACACCAAUGACCUGGUUUGGAGUGACGAAUUAGCGGACAAAGCAUUGGAUUGGCUAAAUUCACCAGAAGACCGGAAUAGUAUAAAAGCUGAUAUGAUCGUUGGAGGGAGAGGUUUGAUAACGGAUGCGAAUGACAAGGCCGUGUGGCAAAAAAUACUCGACGUCUUAGAAAUACAUUUUGAUGAAAAAGAAGCAGAGCUCGACAGCCUCCCUCCAGGCACGGUUUACGGAUGCAACGGCUAUAUGAGUACAAGGAGCACAAAGGAUGAUUACGUGUCUGCCAUCUGUCUCUAUGAGAAACAGUAA
Molecule: messenger RNA, 414 nt
Organism: Haemonchus placei
Lineage: Eukaryota; Metazoa; Nematoda; Chromadorea; Rhabditida; Trichostrongylidae
Source: the annotation of a GenBank genome assembly